GGCAUUUAUUAUGGCCAAGGUUGCAGCUGGGGGAGGAAGUGGUGACAGUGCGAGUCCUGUGAAUGAGUUUGGUGAUAUUAUCAGAUGGCGAUCAGAUGAGCAUGAUGAUGUACAGAAGAAAACAUUCACAAAAUGGAUUAAUGUGCGCUUUGUAAAGAACGGAAAACCAACGAUCAAGGAAUUGUUUGAUGACCUCCGAGAUGGCAGAAAACUCUUAGAUCUUCUGGAAGGGCUCACAGGACACACAUUUACCAAAGAACGUGGCACGACCAGAGUGCAUGCCCUCAACAAUGUCAACAGAGUUCUGCAUGUUCUGCAGCAAAAUAAUGUGGAGCUUGUAAAUAUAGGCGGAACUGAUAUUGUCGAUGGAAAUCGUAAAUUGACCCUUGGGCUUAUUUGGAGCAUCAUUCUACAUUGGCAGGUCAAAGAUAUAAUGAAAGCUGUAAUGUCAGAUCUACAGCAGACAAACAGUGAGAAGCUUUUGCUCAGCUGGGUUCGCCAAUCAACUCAACCCUACAAACAGGUCAAUGUUCUCAAUUUUACAACAAGUUGGGCUGAUGGACUUGCGUUCAAUGCUAUUCUUCAUCGGCACAAACCAGGUCUGUUCAGUUGGGAUAAAGUUACUAAGAUGACUGCAGUGGGACGGCUUGAACAUGCAUUCAAUAUCGCUAAGCAACAUCUGGGGAUCGAGAAACUACUGGACUCUGAAGAUAUUGCUGUUACCCUGCCUGACAAGAAAUCCAUCAUUAUGUAUGUAACAUCUUUAUUUGAGGUGCUCCCUCAGCACAUCAGCAUGGAAGCCAUCCGUGAAGUGGAGACUCUGCCAAGACAGCACAAGGUUGAAUGUGCUGAGAGUCCUUCCUCUCAUGAGCUGGACGUGACCUCUGAAAAAGUGGCAUUGAAUUCUGGAGCUUCAGCUCCCAAGACAGUGACAGAAAUAGAAGUGGACUUGGACAGCUAUCAAGCAGUUCUUGAGGAGGUCUUGACAUGGCUAUUAUCAGCUGAAGAUACUCUUCAGAUGCAAGAUGACAUCUCCACUGAUGUAGAGGAAGUGAAGGAGCAAUUUCACAUUCAUGAGGCAUUUAUGAUGGAGUUGACUGCUCACCAGAGUAAUGUGGGUAAUGUACUUCAGGCUGGAAAUCAACUCAUUGCACAGGCCAAUCUUACAGAAGAGGAGGAGGAUGAGAUCAGAGAGCAGAUGACUUUGCUUAAUUCCAGAUGGGAAGCGUUGAGAGUUGAAAGCAUGGACAGACAAGCCAAACUCCAUGAAGUGCUAAUGGAAUUACAGCAGCAGCAACUGCAACAACUAUCCAACUGGCUGACUCAGACAGAAGCGCGUAUUCGAAAGAUGGAAGCACAGACUGCAGGGGAUGACCUGGAGUCCUUCAAAGAAAAGAUUGAGGAGCAUAAAGUGUUACAAAAUGACUUGGAGAUGGAGCAGGUGAAGGUGAACUCUCUGACCCACAUGGUGGUGGUAGUGGAUGAGAGCAGUGGUGACAGUGCCACAGCUGCACUGGAGGAUAAGUUACAAUCAUUGGGAGAGCGCUGGGCAGCCGUUUGUCGAUGGACUGAAGAGCGAUGUCAAUUGCUGCAGAAUAUCUUCACAAGAUGGCAGCAACUAUCGAAUGACCAGCUGCUGCUUGACGCAUGGCUCACCAAGAAAGAAGAUGCUUUCAGUGACCUCCAAACCAGCAGUGUCAAGGCUUUGUGUGAGACUGAAAUGACCAGCAGUAGACUGGAAAUUCUGAAGGGAGAUCUGCAAAUGAAAUGUCCAACAUUGGAUCAGUUGGGUAAGGAUGGCCAAGAUUUAACAGAAUUACUUAAUAAUAGUAAUUCAUCAAAGAAAAUUGAAGGCAUUUUGAGAGAGCUAACACAAAGGUGGAACAGUUUGGUCCAGCAACUGCAGGAUUGCUCCAAACAGUUGUUGGAAUCUGAAACGAGGUCUGCUAAUCAGAAGGAAGUCUCGGGAAUGAUCAUGACAGAAUGCACAGUUCCGAAGCAGGACUUGACCCCUCCGCCGCCACCAAAGAAAAGACAACUGCAUGUGGAUGUAGAAUCCAGGAAUAAGUUCACAGCAGAUGCUAGUGACCUUCUGAACUGGAUCAACAAAUCAAAGCAUGAGAUUCAAACUGUGAUCUUCAAUGACUUCAGGAGGAAGAAGGAUAUUUCUGGCAUGAAGAAAAAGUUGAAGACAUUGGAAAAAGAAAUGGCUGAACGUGAGGGACAAUUGAAGGAAAUAAGACAAAGAAGACAGGCCUUGCUUGAACCAAUGGAGAAAGAAGGGCUGUCAACAGAAGAACUGAUGCACAUCCUGGACAAGGUGUUAGCAGAAUGGAACAACAACAAACAGCAAAUGGAGAGGUUGAGCCACAAAGUCCAAUAUCAAGAGGACCUAAACAAUAUUUAUCAAGAGUUGCAUGAGCUUGAAACGAUAAUAAAAUGCAAAGAAGACUGGCUGAAGAGCAUGACCAGUGGUAAAGCGAAUGAGUCUUGUCAGGAUCAAAUCAUCCAGUUGCUCGAUGUAGCUCCAAGUUUAGAGAAACUACUGGCUCGUGGGGAAGUGCUCAUCAGUGAACCUGGAGCUCCCAACUUCCUCCAGGAGGACUUUAAUAAUACAAACAAUCGAUACAGAUCAAUUCUUCAGAAACUACAGACAAAACAGCAAUUGCAACAAGGGUCGGAAUGUCCUCAGAAUGUAGAUGCUCUAAAGACCUUAAAAACAGUCCUGGAUCAAUCUGAAGCUCAAGUUAAACAAGAGUGGAGUACAAUGGUUAAUCUUGAAACAGCUCAGAAAACAUUGAAGAAGACUGAGACUUUGCAGAAUGAAUUGAAAAAUCAUCAGCCAGAAAUGGACAGACUGGCUUCAGGGCUAGGAAAAAAGAAGGAUGAGCUAGUGACGUCUGCUAAUAAGACAUACAACAUGGAAUUAGAGGCAAUUCAAGUACGAUGGCAAAAGCUAAUAGCUAAGCUUCAGAAUGAUAACCAGGUGCUGGAGGAUGUGAUAUCAAAAUUGCAGCGACUUAAGGAAAAUUCAGAUGCCGUGGAAAAGUGGAUGGAGGAUGUUGACACCUUCUUGUCCAAUGAGACUGCUGCAUUAAGCAAUCAGGCAGGAUUUCAUCAGCAGUUGGAAAAGUGCAAGGCAUUUGUGAAUGAAAUUCCGAAAGUUCAGUCCAAUUUAACAUCAAUGAAUGAAAUUCAGGAGUCACUGAAAAAGCUGCCAGUCCCAGCCAUCUCUAAUUCUGUAGCAACUCACAUGACAGACUAUCAGACACGAUGGAACAAAGUGAAGAACCAGAUUAUGUCUCAACAACUAAGAUUGUCUGAGGGCCAAACAAAGACAAUGAAUUUACGGAAAGAUCUUGUGGAGAUGCGUGAGUGGAUAACACAGGCAGAAGAGGAUUAUUUAGAGAGGGACUUUGAAUACAAGUCACCGGGGGAAUUGGAAAUUGCUUUGGAGGAAAUAAAGCGAGCAAAGGAAGAGGUGCUGCAGAAGGAAGUAAGAGUUAAGAUACUGAAAGAUAACAUAAACACAAUAAUUAAGAAAAUGCCUCCUGCUGAUCAGCAAUUGAUGAAUAGUGACCUUCAUGAUGUUUUGGAGAACUACAAGAGGCUCUGUGAUCGGAUUGAAAGAAAAUACUUAACUUUAAAGGAGGUCUGGUCUUGCUGGUGUGAGUUGCUUCAUUACUUGGACUUGGAAAACAAUUGGUUAAAUAAUCUGGAGGAGAAGUUGAAAACCGCAGUAAAUGUUUCAGACAACACCAAAGCUGUUAAUGAGGCCCUUGAGUCCCUUGAGUCUGUGCUACGCCAUCCUGCAGAUAACCGAACUCAGAUCCGUGAACUAGGCCAAACGUUGAUUGAUGGUGGGAUUUUGGAUGAGCUCAUAAGUGAAAAGCUGGAGGUUUUUAAUGCUCGAUAUGAAGAGCUCAGUCAUCAGGCUGUGAAUAAGCAGAUUUCCCUUGAGCAGCAUUUACAAAUGUCCCAAGAAAAUGAACAACGAAUAAAUUACCUGCAGGAGUCCCUCGGACAACUGGAUAAGCAAUUAACUUCAUAUCUGACAGAUCGCGUGGAUGCCUUGCAGAUACCACAAGAAGCUCAGAAAAUUCAGGCAGAUAUUGUAGCCCAUGAAACCAGCUUGGAAGAGUUGAAGACCAGUAAUGUGGGAAGUCUUCCAUUAGUAGAUAACAGGCCCCAUUCUCGAGGUGGCACUCAGUUGGAUUUGCUUCAGAGGAAACUUCGAGAAGUAUCAACAAAAUUUCAGCUGUUCCAGAAACCUGCAAAUUUUGAGCAGCGAAUGCUUGACUGUAAAUGUGUUUUGGAUGGUGUUAAAGCUGAAUUGCAUGUGCUGGACAUGAGAAAAGUUGACCCUGAGGAAAUAGAGUCACAAUUGGAUAAUUGUAUGAAACUGUAUAAAACUCUGAGUGAGGUGAAGCUGGAAGUGGAAACAGUGAUAAAGACAGGAAGGCAGAUUGUUCAGAAACAGCAGACGGACAACCCCAAGCAGAUGGAUCAGCAGCUCACAGCCUUGAAGCUCAUGUAUAAUGACUUGGGUGCUCAGGUCACUGAAGGGAAGCAGGACCUCGAAAAGGCCUUGCAACUAUCUCGCAAGUGGAAGAAUGAGACCAAAUCACUGUCAGAGUGGCUGAGCUCAACCGAAGGUGAAGUGAGCCUUAAAUCUUCUGGAGAAGUGAGGUCUGAUAACUUAGAUGCAGAAAUCAAAUGGAUUAAACUAGUUCUGAAAGAUUUGGAGGCAAAGAAAAAUGAACUCAGUGGUAUCACUGAGAGUAGUACAGCCCUGCAAUGUCUGGUCGAAGGCAGUGAAGGAGUUCUAGAGGAUAACCUUUGUGCACUGAACAGUAGUUGGAACAGUGUCCACACUCUAGCACAGAGUUGGAGUGCCAGACUAUUGGAUCAUCAGCAUCAGAUGGAAGACUUCAAUCGGAAAGUUGCCCACAUAAGCACCUGGCUGUAUCAAACAGAAAUUCUGCUCGAUGAGAUUGAUAAGAAGACAGAUGUUGAAAAGAAUGAAUUACUUAAGUGUUUUCAGUCUGAACUGGAUGGAAUCAACUUGCAAGUUGAUGAUGUUCGUGACCAAGCUAUUUCACUCAUGAAUGAUAAUGGCCCUUCGUGCCGGGAAGUGGUGGAACCAAAACUCAUUGAACUAAAUCGUAAUGUGGAGAAGGUUUCCCAGCACAUCAGAUCAGUCAAGCUGGAAGCAGCAAUGCAAGCAGCUACAAACCUUGAAAAUGGGUUCCAGUCAGGAAUGAAGACUGAUGCAAAUUCAAGCAUUGAUCUAGAUCACUUUGAAUCUGAGUUACAAAUCAAGAUAAACAACUUGGAAAGAAAGUUGGAGUGCUUUGCAGAAAUUCCCAGUGAUGAUGAAAAGAUGGAUGAAGAGAAAGCAAAUGUGGAAGAGAUGCUGCAGAAAGGGCAGAGCCUACUGCAGACUAUUGAUGAUGAAAGACGGAAACAAUUCCAAAGAAAGCUGAACCUUCUGCAAACAAAAUUUGCUCAUAUUAAGGAAGCAAGAUUAAUCUGGAAAGGGCAGCUGAAAGAGCAUCAUCUUGGGUGGUGCCAGUACAAAAGAGAGGGAAGUGAAUUCAUGGAAUGGCUGGAUGACAUUGAACAGGAGCUAGUGGAUUCUGGCUCAGAAGAUGGAAGAUUAAAGGAAGCCACAGUUAUUGCUGCCCAUUGCAGUCCAAGUCCAGCAAUGGCAUCGCAGUAUUUCCCAUCAGAUUAUCUUUUGGACAUUAACAAGGCAUUGCUGGCUCUGGCUGAUGUUGAGCUACUAUUGAAUGCACCAGAAUUACACAGUGGAAAAUAUGAGGACUUUUCCAGCCAAGAGGAUUCCCUUAAGAAUAUAAAAGACACAUUGGAGAAACUCAGUGAGCAAAUUGAGGACAUCCAUGAGAAUCAGCCUGAUGCCUUACUUGAAGCUUCUGCAGCUGAGGUUGUACAAAUCGGUGAUGCACUGACACAGCUCCAUGCAUUAUGGGACAAAGUGAACAGAACGUACAAUGAUCGCAAAAGUUGUUUUGAUAAAGCUGUGGAGGAGUGGCGGCAGUUUCACUGUGACUUGAAUGACCUGAAUCAGUGGGUGGUAGAAGCUGAAAAGUUAUUGCCACAUGCUCGAAGCCAAAAUGGCAACCUGGAUUUGGAGAAAGUGAAGCAAAAUCAACAGGAGUUGGAAGAAGGUCUCACCAGUCAUCAGAUUGUAUACAUGACACUAAAUGCCACUGGCACAGAUAUCAUACGGCAUCUUUCAACAGCGGAUGGAUCUCUCCUGCAGGAAAAACUUAAUAGAUUAAAUAAACGUUGGAGGGCAAUUUCUUUGGCAGUCAGAGACCGACGUCAAAGGCUGGAAGGAGAUGGACAGCGAUAUGCUGAUUUAAGGAAUCAGCUUGAUGAAUUCAGUAUGUGGGUGGACAAGGUGCAGAACUCCUUAAGGGCUGUGCAUUCACUACCAAGGGAGCAUGAUUUAAAGGAACUAAAGAUUCAUGCAGCAGAUCUGGAGGUUCGUAGUAAUAACUUGAUCACAAUGAAUAGUAAUGCUCAAGAUUUGCUUUCUGAUAAAAACCUCAGUCUGCAAGAGAGAGACAAACUUUCUGCAAUUCUUCGAAAUAUUAAUUCAAUUUGGAGUAAGAUGUCCAAAGAAUUGCCAGUUAAAAUGAAAAAUGUAGAGUUACAGCUUCAAGGUUAUGAUCACUUCAAAGAAAGUUUGGAGAAGCAUGCCAAUUGGGCAGCAGUUACCAGGCAGCAGUUAGUUCCCAGGACAUCACCAUCACCCGGAACAAAGCAAUUUCAGUUGUUAGAAGCUGCUGUGAGAGAACACGAAAUGGGCAUUGAGACAACCCUUUCGAAAGCUGCAGAGCUGGACAGGAAAAGCUAUUUGCAUCCUGAAGAAAAGAGUAAAGUGGCACAGCUUUCUGUUGACUGGAGAACUCUGAACACUGCAUUCAAAGAUUUUAGUCAACAAGCUCUUAUGGGAUGGAGCCAAGAAAUGACACACCCAAAGGUCACAGUUCACUCAACUGUUCAGACAGUCACCUUGGUAUCAGCAGCAGCUCCAUCUGCAGCAUCCACUCAGCUUGUUAAGCGUGAAACCUCCUCUCUGGAUUCUGAAUCUUUAAUGCCUGCAGAUUUGGAUAAGUCAGCAACGGAGCUUAUCAGCUGGUUGACCCUUAUUGAUCAGAUGAUCAAGUCAAACAUAAUUACAGUUGGUGAUCUAGAGGAAAUUGAUAAAGCUAAUGUUUGCCUGAAGACCACAAAGAGCGACUUGGAGCAACGGCGUCCCUGGCUCGAUGCUAUCUUCACUCUUGCUCAGAACCUGAAAAAUAAAGCUGCUGACCUGGAGGAACGUGCUACAAUCACUGAACGAUUGGUAAGAGUCCAAAACCAAUGGGACAGCACGCAACACAGACUGGAGGCACGGCAGCAGCAGCUGGAACAUCUGCUCAAUGAUAGCAUGCAGUGGGAGGAAGAUUUGCAGGCAACUGAAAGACUGGUUGGUCAGAGUGAAAUUCGCCUACAGUCCCUGCAGCAAGUUACCCCAGAUCCCCUUGCCUCACAGCUUGCAGAAAGCAAGCACUUCUUACAGGAGUUACAUGGAGGACAGUUCACAGUGGCUUCUUUCAAUGAUCUAUCUAACAAACUGCUGCGUGAUUAUGCAGCUGACGAUACUCGGAAGGUGAAAGAAAUUACAGAGAACAUCAACAUGUCCUGGAAUAAUAUUAAUCAGAGAGCCAGUGAGAGAGUUGGGCACCUGGAGUGUGAUCUGAAACAAAUGCAGAACUUGCUGCAGGAACUGGAAGGCAGCCUACUGUGGCUGCAGGAAAUUGAAGGAGAUCUUAAUGACUUGGCUAAAGCAGCUCAAAAAGAAGAUACUUCAAAGGACAGUGCUGAACUCAAGGAACUGAAGCAUCAAUGGCACGAUAUCCAGGCUGAGAUUGAUGCUCACAAUGACAUUUUUAAGAACAUUGAUGGCAACAGACAAAAGAUGGUGAAGGUCUUGGGUAAUUCAGAGGAAGCUGUCUUGCUCCAGCAACGUCUUGAUGACAUGAACCAGCGAUGGAGUGAUCUGAAGUCAAAAUCUGUCAAUAUCAGGGUUCAUUUGGAAGCCAAUGCAGAACGAUGGAACAGGUUGCUGACAUCAUUGGAAGAAUUAAACAAGUGGUUAAAUCUCAAAGAUGAAACACUGACAAAACAGAUGCCUGUUGGAGGUGAUGUUCAGACUUUACUGCAGCAGCGGGACCACUGUUGGGGACUCAAACGUGAGCUACAGAAUAAGGAAGACGCGAUCUUAACUGCUCUGGAUUCUGCACGAUUAUUCCUUGCAGAUCAGCCCAUAGAGGGGCCCGAGGAGCCACGACGUCAUUUGCAUGUUAAAACUGAAUCUACCCCUGAAGAGAAAGCACAGAAGAUUGCAAAAGCAGUACGCAAACAGUCAACAGAAGUGAAGGAAAAUUGGGAGCAGUUGAAUAUUCAUGCCAACAGCUGGCAGAAGCAGGUAGAAAAGGCCCUAGAGAAACUGCAAGAACUGCAAAAAGCUAUGGAUGACUUUGAGGCCCAUGUGGUAUCAGCUGAAAGUAUCCGCAAUGACUGGCAACCUGUAGGAGACCUACUUAUUGAUUCUUUGCAAGAUCACAUUGACAAAACCACAGCUUUUAAAGAGGAAAUUGUUCCAAUGAAACAAGAAAUCAAAAUAUUAAAUGACCUGGCUGGUCAGUUAUCUCCUCUUGAUGUCACUUUGUCUCCCAAGACUUCUCAUCAGCUUGAUGACCUAAAUAUGCGGUGGAAACUGAUAAAGGUUGCUGUUGAGGAUCGAAUCAAGCAGUUGCAAGAAGCGUACCGGGAUUUUGGUCCAUCAUCACAACAUUUCCUUUCCACAUCUGUUCAGUUACCAUGGCAGAGAGCUGUAUCACACAACAAUAAGGUGCCAUACUACAUCAAUCACCAGACUCAAAGUACCUGUUGGGAUCACCCAAAAAUGACAGAACUCUUCCUUUCCUUGGGUGAUUUGAACAAUGUGCGGUUUUCUGCUUACCGAACUGCGAUGAAGAUCCGCCGACUGCAGAAAGCGCUCUGCUUGGAUCUGUUGGAAUUGAAUACAGCACAUCGCAUCUUCGAACAACAUAAAUUAGUACAAAAUGAGCAGCUUCUAAAUGUGACUGAGGUGAUCAACUGUUUAACAACCAUUUAUGAUGGCUUGGAGCAAAAUCACAGGGAUUUAGUUAAUGUGCCACUCUGUGUUGACAUGUGCUUGAACUGGUUACUUAACGUCUUUGAUACGGGUAGGAGUGGAAGGAUCAGAGCGUUAUCUUUGAGGAUUGGAUUGAUGUGCCUAUCCAAGGGUCUUCUGGAAGAAAAAUAUAAAUAUCUUUUCAAGCAAGUAACUGGACCCAAUGAUUUGUGUGACCAGCGAAGCCUGAGCCUCUUGCUUCACGAUGCAGUACAGAUUCCUCGCCAGCUUGGGGAAGUAGCUUCGUUCGGAGGUAGCAACAUAGAACCAAGUGUCCGCAGUUGCUUCCAAUAUGCUCAGAACAAGCCAGAGAUUGAUGCUAAACUGUUUGUAGAAUGGAUGAGACUGGAGCCUCAGUCCAUGGUCUGGCUACCUGUUUUACACCGAGUAGCAGCUGCUGAAACUGCAAAACAUCAGGCGAAGUGUAACAUCUGCAAAGAAUGCCCGAUCGUAGGCUUUAGGUAUCGAAGCCUCAAACACUUCAACUAUGACAUCUGCCAAAGUUGUUUCUUUUCAGGACGUACAGCAAAGGGACACAAAUUGCACUAUCCGAUGGUGGAAUACUGUACCCCGACAACAUCAGGUGAAGAUGUACGUGAUUUUACUAAAGUGCUGAAAAAUAAGUUCAGAUCAAAGAAGUACUUUGCCAAGCAUCACCGUCUGGGUUACCUGCCUGUACAAACAGUCCUAGAAGGUGAAAAUCUUGAAAUUCCUGUUACACUCAUCAGCAUGUGGCCUGAACAGUAUGACCCUGCACAAUCUCCACGGCUGUCCCAAGAUGAUACACAUUCCAGAAUAGAACACUAUGCCAACAGGCUGGCACAGAUGGAGAGAACUAACGGAUCUCUGCUCACCGACAGUAGUUCUGCCACAGGAAGUGUUGAUGAUGAACACGCACUAAUUCAACAGUUCUGUCAAACACUGGGGAGCGAAUCACCUAUAAGCCAGCCCCAAAGUCCUGUUCAGAUCCUCAAGUCAGUAGAGAAAGAAGAACGGAGUGAACUGGAACGCAUCAUUGCUGAUCUUGAAGAAGAGCAAAGAAAUCUACAAGCUGAGUAUGAACGGUUAAAGCAACAGCAGAUUCUGAGAGGUGCAAAGCCCAUGCCAUCACCACCUUUCUCACCGACUCAACAGAGCUAUCAAGAUGCUGAGCUAUUGGCUGAAGCCAAGCUCCUCCGACAACACAAGGGGAGACUGGAGGCCAGAAUGCAGAUUUUGGAGGAUCACAACAAGCAGCUUGAAUCACAGUUGUGCCGGCUGAGAAAACUAUUGGAAGAGCCAUUAACAGAAUCAAAGCUGAAUGGAGUUAAUGCAGUUUCUCCAUCUGCAUCCUUUCAACUUGCUGAAAAUGGUCAAACAUUUAAUGAGGACUUCAGCUCACAGACAGAUGAAUUAUUGAUCCCACCCCAGGACACAAGUACAGACCUCACAGAUGUCAUGGAACAAAUCAAUAGUUCUUUCCCUGGUUGCAGCCAUAACGAUGCAGCAAUUUGUCCCACUCACCAGAAACAUUGAGGUUACCAUUUCCUGCAAUUACCAACAGCGGUUAUGAAGGAAAGGAGAAAGGAAUCAGACCUGAAGAGAAUCAUUCAUUCCACAAGUCUGCCUUGCUGAAGGAGCAUAACUCUGAAGAUCCAGUCCUAGUAGUUUUAACUAUUGCCUGCUCUUCUUUGCUUUUGCUAUGCAAUUGUAAAAUAAUGAAAUGUAAAAUGUUGAAGUUUGCAAAAAAAGUACCUUUAUUUGUACAAACAUGCACCUCGCAGAAGGAAAACUUUUUAUCACUUUUUACUCAUGGUGUGAGAGGAUGUUGAUAUGACCGUCACAAGCUCUCCUUGCAUUUUACACUGUUUUAAAGAAAAUAAUACUCUCUCUAACACCAGCCUUUUAGAAAAUAGCCUUACAAAUAUGUCUCUGAAUGUUCACUAAAGAAAGUAGCUUAUUUUUGAAGUUCUGCCAAAGUCUUGCAAAUAUGUGAGGAGAAAUUUUCUCCUCUUUAGUGUGAAUUUUAAUGAUCUGUGCCCAAGCAAAUUUUAUGAAUAGGAAAGAUAUUUUAAUGUAUUGUAGCAACGUAAAGCCAUGACCACCUUUCUACCUCAAGCUCUCCUUCCUUUGUAAUCAUUCUUACACAGUACAUUCCACUGCAUAUUAGCUUUCAUUUGCAUCAUACCAAAUGGCAGAAGGGUCUAAGUAUUCAGUUAGUCCUGAUUUGCUGGUGUCUUCAUUUCUAUUUGAUUAUUUUGCUUAGGUAUAAUUAAUGAGAAUUUGCCCUACACCCUACUUAAAGCACCCACCCGUCACCUGAAUGACAGAAUCACUGACCCAUAAGGUUGGUUCCACCACUACACUACAAUCUUCUCUUCGUUCAGUAAUUGACAUUAUAUUUUAACAUGGGAAGGCACCAUGUGAUCUUUGAGGUAUAUAAACUAUAUCUUAAGUCCUGAUCACAUCUGACAUCACUACAUAAUUCAUUCAAAAUAAAGUUCAUUUAUACAACAAACAAAAACAGAAAAUGCCUUGUCAUUUUUACCACUGUAGCUUCACUGUUAUUGUUGGUUGCUUUGUGAUGUUUGCUGUGGUCUCUAGAAGGAAAUACAGUGCUUUUGGCUGCUUACAUUCCAGUGCUUGAAUAAAAAUAAUCUGUGGUCUGGUGUUAACAAGAAUCAAAAUAUAUAAUUUAAUAUUGUUCUUAUCAAUGUUAGGUUUCAGAUUUCAUACCAGGCCUACUGGACACCAAGGAAUUCCAAUAUUGUCUCUUGCUGAACUAACAUGCUUCAACCUAUUUCUUGGCUAGAGGGCAAAAAGCUGACAUUUCAUUCUAAAGUUCUUCUAUAGGAGAAAAUAGAAUAAGCAUCAGUAAACUUCAAUCCAGCAGCUGAGUAAGAUAAUUAACACUGAAAAGGCAGAUAAUGUCCCGUACAUUCAGACUUGAGAACAAGUAUGUAAUCAACUUAAAAUUGAGAAUUUGUAACAGAAAAACCAAGACGUAAAUCUGUUGUACUGAUCAAAGUUCAAAGUACAUUUAUUAUCAAAGUAUGUAUACAUGAUAUGACCUUGAGCUUCAUCUCCUUGCAGCCAGAUAUGCACAAUGUGCAUAUGUAUUUGAAGUGCAUUGUAUGGCUGCUUCCUUAGCAGUUUUGUCCAAACUUAGUUUUUUGAAGUGAACUUAGAAAUUAUUUGAUAAGCCAAAAAUUGUCCUUAACUCUGUGACAGGUUACUUCUGCAACUUCUGUACAUUUGUAUUUAGAAUAUAAAGUAGUAAAGUACAGCAUAGGAGAAUGCCCUUCAGCCACAAUGUUAUCCCAGACUAAUCACGUUAAUAAUCAAAUGUUUAACGGAGCUAAUCCAUUCUGCCUGUACAAUGUCCAUAUCUUUACAUUUACUGCAAAUUUUUGUGCAUACAAGCCUCUUGAAUUCCUCUAUUGUUAUGCCUCCUCUACCAUCCAGUAAGUGCAUCCUGCACAAUCCCCUCCUUGUAACAAAAGAGCACUGCACACUUCCUUUGAACUUGCCCUCUCACUUUAAAUGCGUACCUUCUAUUGUUAGGCCUUUUGUAAAGUAGCUCAUGAACAUACUUAAGCCUUUCAGGAAACAAGAAAGAUACAUGGGAUGCAUCAGUUCCAGAAGGAGACUUACCCCCCACUUUUUAAAGACAAGAAAAGGGCAUUAAGAAUCAGGGACAGCUAUGAUCUGUGAAUGACUUUUUUAAAGAAUUCUUAAUUAUGACAAUCUUAGAAAGGCAAGCAAGUUUGAUUUUAUGUGAUGUGUGAAUAAAUCUGAGAGAAAGUAAUGUCAAAAUAUUAUUGGUGCAAAUGCUAAGAUCUUAACAUUUUUUAAAAUAGUUGUAUUCGAGUAUAAUAAACAGAAAGGGGAAAAAUAUGUGUAUAUAUACACUAAAUUGAAAGUAGAAUGAAGAACGUCAUUGGCGUUGAAAUCAGGCUGUGCAAUAGAAUAGAUGUUUUGAAUCUAUUUAAAAUUGGGAGCCGUUCCUCUGAAAUACUCCAAGUCCGUCAAACAGAACUAAAUGUUCAAAAACUCCAAGAUGAGCUUCUGUUCCAUAUCUUUGUCAUAACCUCCGGUAGUAGACAUGACAUUGUUCUGCAAUUCAUUCUCUUAACUUCUGCAAUCUAUUUUCAAGAUGCUAAACACAAGAGUAUCUGCAGAUGCUGGAAAUCCAGAGUGUACACACAAAAUGCUGGAGGAACCAAGCAGGUCAGGCAGCUUCUAUGAAUGGGAAACUUGUAGGCUGAGACUCUUAAAUGCUUAUCAUGUGCCUCUUUGACUAAGCUUUUGGCUUGAUGCCUUCAGACCUGAAGUGGUUCAUAGACUAUUUUAAUUGUAAUGUUUCCUUGGGACACUUUACUGUGUUCAAGCACCAUACAUUGUCAAGUUUUUGGUGUAGGUCAUUGGAAAAGGAUGAAAUUGGACCAAAAUGUGAUGCUGUGAAUUUAGCUGCUCAAGGAAGCUUGUAUUAAAUAACAGAAAGGUGUUGGAGGAUGAAAGAUGCCUGCGAAAUGGCUAGUCCUGGUGAAGAAUUAUUGCCAGGUGAAAAGCUGACAAAUAACAUUGAUUUGUUCUCAAUUACUUAGUUUAAUUGGCAAAGUAGGUUGUUUUCAUAAUACAUCUUUAGGGUUAUUUAACUGCUAAAAUAUUGCUUUUAAAUUAAAGCAGGACUAAUAGUGAGCAUGACCCAGGACGUGCAUAGUUUUUACAUGUCAGUGUUAAUUCCAGCUCAGCGUUGCUGCAACUUGUUUAUUAGGCCAUCAACUUAUUGCCUUUUUUUUGGAACUCAUUGUAUGCGAAUUAGCUGUUAUGUUUCCAGUCUUAAAAGAUU
Hypanus sabinus (Atlantic stingray) is the source of this 14066-nucleotide messenger RNA. Its product is annotated as utrophin-like. NCBI's taxonomy places the organism in Eukaryota, Metazoa, Chordata, Chondrichthyes, Myliobatiformes, Dasyatidae. Gene Ontology annotation, biological process: synaptic signaling. The transcript has 76 exons. Gene Ontology annotation, molecular function: zinc ion binding; protein binding. The record is from RefSeq and is a predicted model, not a curated record. The coding region runs from base 11 to 10750 and encodes 3579 amino acids. Gene Ontology annotation, cellular component: plasma membrane.